GCGGCGGCGGCGGCUGUGACGGCGGCCGCGCCAGCCGGCAGUCCCGUGGCAGCAGAGCCCGCGCCUUCACCAUGAACAAGCGCCUGCAGACCGUCGCCGCCAUGGCGUGCAUGAAGACUCUCCUCAUGCUCUUCAACUUCCUCUUCUGGCUGACGGGGAUCGCCAUCCUGGCGGCGGGCAUCUGGCUGGAGGUGGAGCUGUACAAGUACAUGGAGCUGUCCACCGAGUUCUCGCGCUCCGCGCCCUACGUGCUGCUCGGGGCCGGCGCGCUCAUCGUGAUCGUCGGCUCGCUGGCCUGCUGCUGCACCGUCAAGGGGCAGCCCGCCCUUCUCUACAUCUACGGCGCCUUCCUGCUGGUGAUCUUCAUCCUGGAGGUGGGUGCGGCCGUCUCCAUCUACGCGUACCGCGGUCACCUGCAGGCGGGCUUCGACCGCGGCCUCACCCAGGCGCUCCACAGCUACGACACCGACCCCGAGAAGAAGGAAUGCUUCGACCUCAUGCAGUCCACGCUGCACUGCUGCGGAAACCGCAACUACACGGACUGGCCAGACAAGGUGCCCACCUCCUGCUGCAAGGUCGACAAGUGCGACACCAGCGACGUCUCCGAGAUCUACACACAGGGCUGCUACACGCUGGUGGUGGACUUCCUGAACACGAACAUCGGGCUGGUGGCCGGUGCAGCGGCAGGAGUGGCUGUCAUCCCGCUACUGGGUGUCGUGCUCGCCUGCUGCCUGGCGCGCAACAUCAACAAGGCCAAGUACGAGCAAAUGGCCUAAGGUGCUGCGAGGGGCCGUACGGAGGUGGCGACUGCUGCCCCCUUCCCAGUUUCUCUGCGCUCUCUUUCUCCUUCCUCGUGUAUCUCGUUAUCACUGUCCACACUUGUAUCUACGCACGCACGCGGCUCUGUCCCAGCUACCAGCCGCACCGCUUCUGCCAACAUCUGUCGUGUUCUUCGACCCACGCUUUAUCAGUGUUGCAAAUGUAAAAACAUCACAGAUCUCCUAACAGAAAUAUAUAUAAACAGGCGUCCAAACUAAACAACAGAUGCAUGUUUUCUUGAGAAGUAUAGAUGAAGUUCUUAUGCACAAUGCACGUAAAUAACUUACAGAUAAAUACCUCACUGGUGACCAUUAAUAUGACGCCAUACGCGUUGUGUAUCGCACCGAUCUGACUAAAAACGCUGUUUUCAUCUGCAAUAA
This is a messenger RNA of Schistocerca americana (American grasshopper), 1199 nucleotides long. RefSeq names its product tetraspanin-7-like. The coding region runs from base 72 to 776 and encodes 234 amino acids. Gene Ontology annotation, cellular component: membrane. The transcript has 6 exons. The record is from RefSeq and is a predicted model, not a curated record. Lineage: Eukaryota; Metazoa; Arthropoda; Insecta; Orthoptera; Acrididae.